AUGGGUGGGUGUAUGAGCUCCAACAGUGAGGAGGCGGAACAGAAGAAGAAGAGAUCUGGCGAAAGUGGCAAGUCUACUAUCGUCAAGCAGAUGAAAAUCAUCCAUCUUAAGGGAUAUUCAGAAGAUGAAUUGUAUAAUUAUCGACCCACCGUGUUCAAGAAUCUUGUCGAAUGCGCCAAGGCCGUCAUCACCGCCAUGCAACAAUUCGACAUUGUGCCGCAGUUCGAAGACAAUAAGCGACAUAUUGAUUACUUGAUGGAAUAUCAAGCUGAAUCCGGCCCGCAAGCACACAUUGACCCCCAAGUCGGCGUAGCUAUCCAAUCACUGUGGGCCGACCCGGCGAGUGAACGUUUGAUGGAGCACCAGACCGAGUUCUAUUUAAUGGAUUCCGCGGAAUACUUCUUCCAAGAAGUGUUACGAAUCGUUGCGCCCGACUACCUGCCGAACGAAAUGGAUGUGCUGCGAGCUCGCACUAAGACCACUGGCAUAUACGAAACGAGAUUUCAAAUGGGCCAGUUGAGUAUCCAUAUGUUCGAUGUCGGUGGGCAACGAAGCGAAAGAAAGAAGUGGAUACACUGUUUUGAGAAUGUUACGUCAAUCAUUUUCUGCGUCGCUCUUUCCGAGUAUGACCAAGUUCUCCUUGAGGAGAGCAGCCAGAACCGUAUGAUGGAAAGUUUGUUGCUGUUUGAUUCCGUGGUGAAUUCGCGCUGGUUCAUGAGGACCAGUAUCAUUUUGUUCCUCAACAAGGUUGAUAUUUUCAAGCUCAAGUUGACACGAUCACCAUUGGGAAAUUAUUUUCCAGACUAUUCUGGAGGAAAUGACGUAAACAAGGCCGCAAAGUAUCUGUUGUGGCGAUUCAAUCAAGUGAAUCGAGCACAUCUGAAUCUAUAUCCUCACUUGACGCAAGCUACGGAUACCUCAAAUAUUCGACUCGUCUUUGCGGCUGUCAAAGAAACAAUCUUAAACAAUGCUCUGAAGGACUCAGGUAUCCUAUGA
Molecule: messenger RNA, 996 nt
Organism: Metarhizium album ARSEF 1941
Lineage: Eukaryota; Fungi; Ascomycota; Sordariomycetes; Hypocreales; Clavicipitaceae
Product: guanine nucleotide-binding protein alpha-3 subunit
Exons: 6
Coding region: 1-996 (331 amino acids)
Biological process (GO): adenylate cyclase-activating G protein-coupled receptor signaling pathway
Cellular component (GO): heterotrimeric G-protein complex
Molecular function (GO): G-protein beta/gamma-subunit complex binding; GTP binding; GTPase activity
Source: RefSeq, a predicted model, not a curated record